CUUCACCCACUACAAUGUACUCACAUACCUGUCAAAGAGCCUAGGGUAUCCAGUGGUCAGGAUUAGAUGGGUUAAUCUCUCAAUGAAUACCAGUUUGACCAGUCAAACUUAGACCAGUGACUGACUAAUUCCUUUCAAACGGCCUCUUCUCCAAUCCAUAAUUCAUUCUUUCAUUGUGUGGCACCAAGUUGCAAAGGACAUGAUAUAUCCAGUGUAUGUUAUUGCAAUCCUUCACCAGAAUGUGCUACUGCAGUCCCACCCACAGGUUUAUUUGUUGGGGAGUUCUUGUUCCGCUCUGCUCCCGUAGUACAUUGCCCUGCUGCAGUGUCAGGGGGUCGUAACAGGUCCAGACAAGUUCCAACUUGAAUCGCUGCCCACGGAGCACAUGUUUGUGGAAUGCAUGAAAACCCUGGAAAGUUACUGAAAUGCCUCAUUUUUCAAGCCGAGGGCCAAUCACAAGCAUAUUGGAACCAACUACCUCUCUCUAUGAUGUGCCUUGGAAUUAUUUUGGAAUAAUAGUCCUUGGUGCCUUAAUUUCUCAAUCUUCGUGAUAAUUUCUGCAUCAGAAAAAAGUUUCCAUGUAUUCUGGUUUCUUGUGAUUUCGUUAUGCCUUUGAAAGGACUUCGCAUUUUAAGUUCUUAGGAUGUGUCAGAAAUGUCAUUCUCGUGUGUUUAUGUGCGGGAUACAGAUGUAGUGAAGUUCUACGAAAGUUGGAUUCAUGUUGGAUAUACCCUUAAACUUGCAAAUUGGAUACCAGAAAAAUUAAUGGACAUAUUCAUACAUGUAUAGUGCCCUCUAUUGUUUAAUGAUUUGGUGAUGACUGACUUUGUACUUGAUUUUUUUGUGGAAUAACUUAGACAAAGUACACAUUAGAAUUUCAAACUUCCUAGAUAGAAAUAAAUUGAUGGUUGCCUCGAUCUUCCAAAAUUGGUACCAAUGCAGAACGACAGUGCCCUCUAUCAUUGAUAGUACAAUUUAUGACUCUAACUGAGCAUUGUGGGAUCUCCUGUCAGUCAAAAUUUCUUGCAAAGUUGCGAAGUGAUACAGAAGUCCGAGAUUCAAGACGUCAUGGUCGUUUGGAUGGCGAUGUUAACUGUUGGCCCGAGACGUAAAUAAUCAAAUUAAUCAUAUCUGAUUGAUUCAAAUCUGUAAAAACUCAAUCACACAAAAAUUCCUGGUAAUUGCCAGACCAAAUCAUGAGGGAUUUGCUUGACUUCGAUUUGUUCUUUUCGCUGUGGGACGAUGAUUUGGUACGGAAACCAAAGACCUACCAGAACAUCUAUGAGGAGGGGAUUCUUUGGAGAUACCAGAUCAUUUCUGUGGUCGGAUGCGGUGCUCAUGGAAAGGUUGCGAAAGCAUUCGACCACCAAGAGCAGGAAUAUGUUGCAAUAAAGAUCAUCAAGAACAAGAAGCCGUUCCUCAACCAGGCACAGAUCGAGGUCCGACUUCUAGAGCUCAUGAAUAAACAUGACGCUGACAGCAAGUAUUAUAUAGUUAAACUGAAGCGACACUUCAUGUUCCGAAACCAUCUCUGUCUCGUCUUCGAGCUUCUCUCCUACAACCUCUACGACCUCCUCCGGAACACCAACUUCCGGGGCGUGUCUCUCAACCUGACCCGCAAGUUCGCCCAGCAGAUGUGCACCGCCCUCCUGUUUCUGGCCACGCCCGAACUCAACAUCAUCCACUGCGACCUGAAGCCCGAGAAUAUCCUCCUGUGCAAUCCCAAGCGAAGCGCGAUCAAGAUCAUCGACUUUGGUAGCUCCUGUCAGCUCGGACAGAGGAUAUACCAAUAUAUCCAGAGUCGGUUCUACAGGUCGCCAGAGGUGUUAUUAGGUAUAUCAUACGACAUGGCUAUUGAUAUGUGGAGUCUGGGCUGUAUACUGGUGGAAAUGCACACGGGUGAACCACUCUUCAGUGGAUCAAAUGAGGUUGACCAGAUGAACAAGAUUAUUGAAGUGUUGGGGAUGCCACCAACGCAUAUCAUCGAACAGGCUCCGAAAGCUCACAAAUACUUCAUCAAGACAGAAAAGAACUGGGUACUCAAAAGAAGUCGGGAUGGAAAGAAGUACAAGAGUCCAGGAACGCGGAAGCUCCAUGAUAUCUUAGGGGUAGAGCUCGGAGGCCCCGGCGGUAGGAGAGCAGGUGAACCGGGUCAUACCGUCUCAGAUUAUCUUAAAUUCAAGGACCUCAUUCUAAGGAUGUUGGAGUAUGAUCCUGCCGUCAGGAUAAAACCCUACUAUGCUCUCCAGCACUCCUUCUUCAAGAGAACGGCCGACGGCAGCACCAAUACGUCCAAUAGCACGUCGGCAAGUCCAGCCAUGGACCAGGCCGGUAGUCCGCCUGCUGAGCACUCGUCUGGGUCAAGCUCAGGAGGGGCUACAGGGGGCUCCAACCACGGCUCUGGGUCCGGUGGAAGGGCGCAAUCUGACCCCACCCAUCAGAAUAGCACCACAAACCACGCCCUCGGACACCAGCACGCUGGCAACUCAUCAGGAACUAUGGACUAUGAAUCUAUGUCAUCGCACUCCAGCUUGACUUCGGGGAUGUCAAGCGGGGACGUAGUGUUUGCGUCAUCGUCGAGCAGUGCUCGUGGACACUCUAGCUCGCAUACGUAUCCCCAUCCCCACUCGCACAGUCGCAAGCACCACCAUCAUCACUCGUCGCAUGGACAUAGCCUCCCGUCGCCAGCUGCUCCGGCCAGCAACGUGAAUUUAUCUCAGACUGUGAUACAAGCUCCCAUAGUGACAAUGGGUAUCCCGACGAUACCAGUGACAAUGGGGAUGCCGCAUGUGCAUCAGGCUGGUAUCGUCACGACGCCGGGUUACGUGUAUUCCUCGCACAGUUCGCUGGAGAAUACUCAGAGCAGCUCGUUAAGUAGUGGUUCGUUAAACAUGCCUAUGGGCGCUUAUGCAAUACCGACUCACCACCACCCGUCGUCGUCGACGCAACAGACGCUUAUAAACAAUCCCCAUUUACACGGGACGACGACGGGAACGGGGGGUAUCGCGUUGACGAGUAAUGUGAGCGGGACGAGCAGCGUCCCGUAUGCGUUCGCGUUGCCGGUGCAGUCGGCCGUGAGUACGGGGCUUGUGAACUCUCAAACGACGAGGCAAGCGGAUGAUUCGCCGAUGGUGGGGGUGUGUGUUCAACAGAGCCCGGUAGCGUCGCAUUGACACCUGCUGAGGACUCGAUCUCAUUCACCAACCUUUUUAGGACCCUUUGGUAGUUAGUCGGCUUACACUUCUGAGAAUCCCCCCUUGUACCGGUAUCGCGAAUAGAUGUCGCCCUCAGGCUUGUUGUGGUGGUGGUUAUAUAUCUCGUCAAGCUUGCUAUUGCUUUUGGAAAUGUAGUCAACGAAGUCAUAGCUCCGUGUCUGUAGAAACAUAGCAACAGGAAACGUCCAAAGACUUGAAAGACAUAGCGAAGAAUCUCAAUAGGAUCACGUCUUGGCUGUACAUGGCUCAGGUAGCAAUAUGAUACAAUUAGGCAUCAUCACCGUGAAUUUCGCAUCGUCGUCGUGAUCGCUACAAACUCUGGUUACAACGUACCCCAUCGAUGAGAGGAACCCAUCUCAGGAGCCGUCUCCUACCUUUUCCCCCCUCUUCAUAAACGUCAUAAAACCUCUUCCUUGUGGAUGUUUCCUAGAAGCAGAUCUGCAGGCUGUUGCAGUUCUCACUACAUCAUUAACUAUGGAGCACCAUUGAAUUCCCAAGAACUCUACCACUCUAAUCAUCCAUAGAAUGUUAUGCCUCGCAAAAGGUACAUUUAUAAAUCGGUGUCCCAUGUGUUUAAUCUCUUGAGGUGUCGGAAUUCUUUGAGUUGGCAACACCAGGCUGCACAAGAUCAGAUCCUCAAGAGAUUACAACACUACCCGAUCUCAUACAUUACCAUUACCCUAAACAGUUAGGAGCAGGAUGGCGGUUGAAAAACCCCAGUGUUUUAAUACAUUUGAAAUCUUUUUAUAAAUAUGUUAAAUUGAUGUAAAAUGUGUUUUUGUAAGAAAAUAUUUUUAAUUGUGCCAACCCUGAACGGUCGUGUCUGUUACCAGACCUUGGGGAGUGUUUCACAGAUCAAUUCAUCGGUCAUUUUCAUGGACAAGCUUUUAUAAGCUACUCGAAUCCUUGUAUCUGAUUGGUCAAAAAUAGAUUUGUCAGUGAAAAUGACCGACAAGACAAUCUGUAACUUUUCCAUGGGAGUGUUUCACAAAUCGGUUCAUCAUCAAUUUCUUCAGACAAACUGUUAAAAGCUACUCAAAUUCUUUCAUCCGAUAGGCAGAGAUCAAGUUUGUCAUUCGAAAUCACUGACAAGACAUACUGUAAACCCCUCUCUUGGGGGAAGGUUUCACAAAUUCAAUUCAUCAUCAAUUUUUACAGACGAACUGUGAGAAGCUUCUCGAAUCCUUGCAUGUAAUUGGCUAAUGGCAAAUUCAUUCAUAAAUUGUCAGUGACAAGACAUUCUGUGAAACUCUCCCCUCAUUAAACCCUUGCCAGGCUUAUGCAUGAACAUUCCCCCUGUAUCACGGAUGUAUUACACAACUUGUAUGAACACCCCACGUACCCUGCUACUAAAUUAUAUAGCACCAUCAAACAUAUACCUCACACGGAACAAGGUCAGAGAAUAUUUUGUUAAUUGUUCUUGGAGGUUUGAGUUCAGAUUAAUUGGAGUUGCAACUAUUUCUCGUAUCGAAAAUGUAUAUUGCAUCAUCAAGGAUUCACUUUUACCUCAUAUGUAGAAGAAAACUUGUGUAAAACAUCGUUUGGCUGAAUCGGUAGUUUUGCAAAAACAAAAAAAAAUGGAUUGACAAAACGGACUAUUUUCUGUAUAUUUUUAAAACAUCUUACCUCGAUUUUAACAAAUAUAAAGUCUUUGAGACUGUUUCUGUUACUACUCAUGAGUAAAUGAGUUUUUAUUGAGAAACCACUUAACGUCGUCUGCGUCUCAGAUGUAUGGAAAUUUCAAGAAAUUAAAUGUAUUCAGCAAAAUAAUGACACGAUCACGGCCUUCCAUCAAACGUUAUAGAGUUCAAGAUUUUAUAAUGAAAGAUAUUUCAUAAAUAUUAACCAUGCUUUCAAAAUAAAGGUAAACAAGAAUAAGUGUAACGAGGGGAGGUUUUCAUGAAAGGAUCUGUCUGAUGUUUUGUCUGACAGUUACUAUAGUAACAGUCUAUCUCUCACACUUCUCAGUCAAUCAAAAUCAAGGAAGGUUGUCACAUCUUACUUGUUGGACAAAUGAAAUACUCUCUCCAGAGGAGCUUUUCAUGAGACAGAUAAGUCAGUGAAAACUGUUAUAAGCUACCGAAAUCCUUGCAUCUUAUUGGCUCAGAGCAAAUUCAUCAGUGAAAAUCACAGAAAAGAUUAUUCAUGAAACACUCCCCUGGUAAUUAUACCUUGUUUUACCUUGGAAGUUUAAAAGAUACUUCAAA
Lytechinus variegatus (green sea urchin) is the source of this 5422-nucleotide messenger RNA. Its product is annotated as dual specificity tyrosine-phosphorylation-regulated kinase 1A-like. Gene Ontology annotation, cellular component: nucleus. Gene Ontology annotation, biological process: protein autophosphorylation; peptidyl-serine phosphorylation; positive regulation of DNA-templated transcription. Lineage: Eukaryota; Metazoa; Echinodermata; Echinoidea; Temnopleuroida; Toxopneustidae. Bases 1197 to 3173 code for a protein of 658 amino acids. Gene Ontology annotation, molecular function: transcription coactivator activity; ATP binding; protein serine/threonine kinase activity. The transcript is spliced from 8 exons. The record is from RefSeq and is a predicted model, not a curated record.